Messenger RNA from Juglans regia (Persian walnut), 894 nucleotides. RefSeq lists its product as uncharacterized. The transcript is spliced from 4 exons. The record is from RefSeq and is a predicted model, not a curated record. NCBI's taxonomy places the organism in Eukaryota, Viridiplantae, Streptophyta, Magnoliopsida, Fagales, Juglandaceae. The coding region runs from base 1 to 894 and encodes 297 amino acids.
AUGAGAUCAACCAGUACUGGAAAUUUACCAGUGAGCAUUGGUCUAAAGGAUGGAGGUUGUCCUUAUGGAACAGUUCCAAUUAUGAGAAUUGAUGAAGAUAGCUUGGCAAGAGCCAAAAUGAAUACAAAGAUGUAUCUCAUGUCAAAUAUUAUAGAUGAUGAUCAAGAACCAGGACAUCAUUACGCAAUACUUCAAACAAAACCUGAUCUAACUAGGAAGAUUGAGGGAAUUCAAGCAUCCUUCAGUGCCUUCAACGCCCAAGGAGUUGAUGGAUCGCAGCACAGUUCAUUUCGCAUGAUGCUUUCAAACGGUCUUGACAGUAUAAAAACAGGAUUGACGGUAAAUCCAUUGCUAUUUCAAGACAACAAAACUCGUCUAUUUACACAUGUCGUGAUACCUCUAGGUUGGCCAGUCGAUCUUAUUUCAGUCGUCGGCGGCAAGCAAUAUGCCAUAAAAUUGCAGGUCCUUAAGGAAUAUAUAGGUAGAGGGCCAAAUACAACAGACUUUGUGUGGACAUUACGAUUUGAACUAAAGAAUGACAUACUUGGUUUGUGGCCAACAAAAGUAUUCAGCAAACUGAGUGAGUUUGGUAACUAUGCUGAUUGGGGAGGAGAAGUUUACAGUCCGUUGGAUCAACCAAGUCCUGCUAUGGGUACCGGCAUCCGUCCACUUAGACACCAAUGGUCCACGUCGUACUCAGCACAUAGUCAUUUUGUUGCACUUGCAUAUCAUGAAGCUGAUUUGCAAUCAAAAUUCGAGAGUCCCAACGAAACAGAGGUGUAUGAAUCCGAUCCAAAAUUAUACAGUAUUUUAGAUAUUGGACAUAGAGAUAAAUUAAUAUUUGGAGACUAUUUGAUUAUAUAUGAUGGCCCCGGUGGAAUACAAAGUAUUUGA